Molecule: messenger RNA, 444 nt
Organism: Cetraspora pellucida
Lineage: Eukaryota; Fungi; Glomeromycota; Glomeromycetes; Diversisporales; Gigasporaceae
Source: the annotation of a GenBank genome assembly
AUGCUAGUUUUUAAAGAUGCAAUAAAGAAUGCACAGAAUGAUAAUGACAUUGAUUAUAGUAAGGGAUUUCUUGAAGACCAACUUGACAGACCACAGAUUAAAGCACCACAUGUAUUCACUGCUGAAGUACAACAAUGUGUUCAAAGAAAAGCUAAAUAUUCACAUAGCUUCAGAAAAAUUAAGAAGGCACUUAAUAUGACUUUUGAUUUGAAGUGUGAAGAUGAAUUCAUUAAUUUGAUUGAUAAAUUUAUUGAUUAUAAGAAAAGCAGUAUUGAAAGUGCAAAUAAAGAAAAUAUGCAGGUGCAAAUAUCAGAUUCCAUAGUUAUUAAGCAUUGUGGAUGUCCAUUAAACAAACGAAUCAAAGCAUUAUCAGAAAGCAAGAUACAACAUGAUAGAACUAACAAUAGUGCACUUAAUUUAUCUGAUCCUAAUUUAUACAUAUAA